Molecule: messenger RNA, 525 nt
Organism: Prunus armeniaca (apricot)
Lineage: Eukaryota; Viridiplantae; Streptophyta; Magnoliopsida; Rosales; Rosaceae
Source: the annotation of a GenBank genome assembly
AUGGCAGUGAGCAAACACUCCGACCAAGCUCGUAAGGCUUAUUGCACAUGCUUGAAUGCAUCAAUCAAGUGCACUAAGUUUUUAUUGCGACAAUGUCUUGCUUUUUGUGGCCAUGAUGAAAGUGUCACUUCAAGCAAUAGGGAAAAUUACUUGGAGCUAUUGCAAUUCCUUGCAGAUAAUGAUGAUAAAGUUAAAGAAGUUGUGAUGGCAAAAGCUCCGGGGAAUCUCAAAUUACUAGCUCCAUGCAUUCAAAAAGAAAUUGUGAAUUCAUGUGCCCUUGAAACACUUGAUGAUGUCAUGGAUGGUCUAAAAGAUAGAUUCUUUUCAAUAUUGGUAGAUGAAGCACGUGAUGUGUCGGUGAAAGAGAAAAUGGCUAUGGUGUUGCGUUAUGUGGAUGACAAAGGGCAUGUAAUUGAAAGAUUUAUGGGUAUCCAACAUGUUACUGACACUACUUCAAGUUUACUAAAGGAUGCUAUUGAUACAUUCGUUUCUCGCAACAUUUUGAGCCUUUCCAAGCUACGAUGA